Molecule: messenger RNA, 522 nt
Organism: Staurois parvus
Lineage: Eukaryota; Metazoa; Chordata; Amphibia; Anura; Ranidae
Source: the annotation of a GenBank genome assembly
UCAGUGUGCCCUGAUGAUCUCUGUAGCCCCAGCAGCAGCACCUGUCAGUGUCCAUCAGUGCCAGCUCUCAGUGCCCAUCCAUGUCACCUGCCAGUGCCCAUCAGUGCCACUUUUCAGUGCCACAUAAGUGGCACAUAUCAGUGCUCAUCUGAGCUGCCUUUCAGUGUCACCCAUCAGUGCCAGUCAGUGCCACCUAUCAAUGCCAGUCACUGCCACUUAUCAGUGCCGACUAUCAGUGCCCAUCAGUGCUGCCUAUUAGUGCCGCCUAACAGUGCCAGUCAGUGCCACCUAACAGUGCCAUCAGUGCCACCUAACAGUGCCAGUCAGUGCCGCCUAUCAGUGCCAUAUAUGAGUGCUGCCUAUCAGUGAUGCAUUUCAAUGUCCAUCAGUGCCACCUACCAGUGCCUCCUCAUCAGUGCCACCUAUCAGUGUCCAUCAGUGCAGCCUAUCAGUGCCCAUCACUACAGCCUCAUAACGCGCAUCAGUGAAGGAGAAAAAUCACUUAUUAACAAAAUUUUAUAA